Rhinocladiella mackenziei CBS 650.93 is the source of this 1398-nucleotide messenger RNA. RefSeq lists its product as uncharacterized. The transcript has 4 exons. Gene Ontology annotation, molecular function: FAD binding. NCBI's taxonomy places the organism in Eukaryota, Fungi, Ascomycota, Eurotiomycetes, Chaetothyriales, Herpotrichiellaceae. The record is from RefSeq and is a predicted model, not a curated record. The coding region runs from base 1 to 1398 and encodes 465 amino acids.
AUGGAGCCGAUCUUGCUCAGAUACGCCACUCAACAUGGUUUCCCGUGUCGAUUUAGCACUCGUCUUGUCCGGUUUGACGACUCCGCACGAGACUCGGUGCUUGCAGAAAUCGAAGACCGAAUCUAUGGAAGGACGCAGAUGGUCAGGUCCAAGUAUCUUUAUGGAGCAGACGGUGCCAAAAGUAUGGUUGUUCAGCAACUAGGCUUAGCCAUGUCUAUCAAACCUAGUCAAGGCGUCGCUCUGAAUGUUUUACUACGGGCGGAUCUUUCUGGCACGAUGAAAACGCGAAUUGGGAAUUUGCACUACGUAAUACAACCUGAUAUCGAGAUGCCUGACUUUGCCGGAUGGUCGAUCGUGCGGAUGGUGAAGCCGUGGUAUGAGUGGCUCGUUAUCAUGAUGUACAAACCGACGUGUCCAGCAGAUUUCAUGCCUGAUAAGAAGCAGGUUGAAGAACAGGCCAAAGCUGUUAUAGGAGAUCCGACAAUCCGCGUGGACAUCCUUCGAAUCGACAAGUGGAUCAUCAAUGAGACCGUAGCAGAGUGCUACAGUAAGGGACGGGUAUUCUGUCUAGGAGACGCAGUUCACCGGCAUCCUCCAAUGAAUGGACUUGGAUCUAAUACCUGCAUCCAAGACGCUGCCAAUCUGGCAUGGAAAGUGGCGAUGGUGGAGAAAGGACUGGCGGGAAAAUCACUCCUGGACACCUACAGUAUCGAACGGGCACCGGUAGGAGCUGGGGUUGUGCAACGAGCGAAUUCUUCUCUGAGGGAGCACAUACCUAUCUUUGAAGCUCUCGGAUUUCUCAGCCCCUCCUUACAGGAACGAAAGCAGCAGCUGGCCAUUCUGGACGAGGUAUCUGAACGUGGCCAGACUCGACGGCGGCAACUCAUCAACUCGAUUGAUUAUACCUGUCACGAGUUUUUGGCGCAGGGAUCCGACAUGGGCCAGCGAUACGAAUCUUCUGCCAUCAUUGUCGAAGACGCGGGAGAGCCUCCAAAAGUGCCAUCAGACCCGGUUCUAUUUUAUGAGCCCCAUACGUAUCCGGGAGUAAGGCUGCCACAUGCCUGGUUGAACACGAGUAUCCCGCAAACCCAGGUGUCCACAUUGGAUCUGAGUGGCAAAGGACGAUUCACUCUUUUCACUGGCCAUGGAGGAGAGGCCUGGCGGAUGGCUGCUGCUCACGCCAAGGAAAUUUUGGGCGUAGAGGUGGCCGUCCAUGCUGUUGGAUUCGGUCUGGAAUAUGAAGCCGUUUACAAUGACUGGUAUCACCUCCGGGAAGUCAACGAAGACGGCUGUGUUCUGGUCCGGCCGGACAACUUUGUGGCGUGGAGAAGUGUGGAUAUGGUCGACAAUUGCUCGGCUACUUUGCAGGACGUGUUGAAGAAGAUCCUGGGCAUCUGA